Messenger RNA from Rotaria sp. Silwood1, 1482 nucleotides. Lineage: Eukaryota; Metazoa; Rotifera; Eurotatoria; Philodinida; Philodinidae. The record is from the annotation of a GenBank genome assembly.
AUGGUAAUUACUUUUGUUACGGGAAAUAAGAAUAAGUUAGCUGAAGUUCAAGCCAUAUUAGCGGAUGUAUUACCUAAUUUAAAAUCAGCUGAACUUGAUUUGCCAGAAUAUCAAGGUGAACCAGAAGAAAUCUCUAAAGAAAAAGCUAAAUUAGCUGCUCAACGUAUAAAUGGUCCAGUUUUAAUUGAAGAUACAUCUUUAUGUUUUAAUGCUUUACAUGGUCUUCCAGGACCAUAUAUAAAAUGGUUUUUAGAUAAAUUAGGACACGAUGGUUUAAAUAAAUUACUUGCUGGCUAUGAUGAUAAAACAGCAUAUGCUCAAUGUAUAUUUGCAUUUUGUGCUGGACCAACAAGUGAACCAAUUGUAUUUGAUGGUCGAUGUCCAGGAAGAAUUGUUCCAGCACGUGGACCAAAUCAAUUUGGAUGGGAUCCAAUAUUUCAACCUGAUACUGAAAAAGGACAACCAGGUCGUCAAACAUUUGCUGAAAUGGAGAAAAUCGAAAAGAAUCGAAUUAGUCAUCGAAGUCGAUCACUACAAUUAGUUAAAAAUUAUUUUGCUCAGCAUCCAGAAUAUCUUCAUUUCUUAUUUUCAUCAUGUAUACCUUCUUUUCAACAAUGUGGAUGUCAAUAUGAACAACCUAUUCUUUCUAAUUCAAGAAUUAUUGGAGGUUAUACAGCUCGAGAACAUUCUUGGCCAUGGGUUGUUAGUAUACGUCAAGCAAGUAUUUAUCUACCAUUAACAGAUCCUGGUAUUGCUUUUUGUGUUGGAACUUUAAUCAAUGAACAAUAUGUUUUAACAGCUGCACAUUGUUUUUAUGAUAAAAUUCGUUUAUUUCUAACAACACAUUAUUUUGUUGUUAUUGGCGCUCAUUAUAUCAAUGAGACAAAUCCAAUUCGUUAUAAUAUUCAAUCUAUUAUAUUACAUGAAAAAUAUAAAAAUGAUGUUUUUUUAAAUGAUAUCGCAUUAUUAAAACUUUCACAUAAAAUAGAUUUCAACAAUUCAAACGUUGGAUUUAUUUGUUUACCACCAAAUAAUAUAUCAUUAUAUCCAUAUGAGAAAAUGAAUGCUAUUGCAGUUGGUUGGGGAAGUUUAGAAGAAAAUACUAGUUCAGUAUCAUAUACACUUCAACAAGUUCAAUUGCCAAUUAUUUCAAAUAGAAAUCAAUAUUGUUUUCGACAAAUAAGUGAUGAUCAUGUUCAAUUUUGUGCUGGAUUUAGUCAAGGUGGUAAAGAUACAUGUCAAGGAGAUAGUGGAGGACCAUUGAUGAUUUUUGAUACAAAUACAAGUACAUGGCAUAUUGUUGGCAUAACAUCAUAUGGAUAUGGAUGUGCUAAACCUACAUAUCCAGGUGUUUAUACACGAGUGAACAUGUUUAUCGAUUGGAUCAAUGAUAAGAUAAAUUCUUCAUCUCAAUCAGUAAUAAUUCAAAUGCCAAUUCAAUUUUUAUUAUUGUUAUUUUGUAUAGUUCUAUAUUUAGAAUAA